CAUCUGACAUUUAGUAAUUUUAUCUUAAAAUUUAAUAACAAACAAUAAAUACCAAAAUUACAAAUAUAUUUUACCGAAGUUAAUAUGGAUAUUGAAAAUGAGUUAUUGUCUACAAACACCGUUGAUCCAACUGCAUUUGACGUUACAAUGAGUGCAUUACUUAUCGGAUUAGGCGGAGAGAAAUAUAUUAAUAUUUUUAGGAAAAACAAUAUUGGGCAAUGUACCUUAAUGGAAUUAUCUGAUGAAGACUUGAUAAAAUUAGGAGUGGACGAUGCCAAUGUAAGAGUGAAAUUAAUUGAAGAAGUUAAAAAUUUACCUAUUUAUGAAGAAACUAGUCAUACUACUACAACUUCUAGUUUAGAUAUUUUGGAAAUAAUUGAUAUAUUAGAGGAUAGUUCUCAACACCUUUAUCGGAUAUAUUUAAGUAUGAUGUCAAAUACAUUAGCUUUAAAAAAGAAGAACGUAGGGGACUGUUUGAUUUAUAAAGACAAAUAUGCCUCAAAUAUUGCUAUUUCUACAUUGAGUAAUAUGACAAACAUUUUGAACUCAAUGGAUAUUGCUUUACACACUCAAAUAAAAGUAUUAUCAAGAAAUCCAAAAAAAAUAAGAACAAAGAAAAUUAUAGUUGGAACACUUGGUACUGCAAUUAUAGGAUUGUUAUCUCUUUUCUUUGUUAGAUCCUUGAAGCAACUUUAAAAGCAAUUUUCAUAAUAUAUAUUUUGAUCAUUUAACUAAGCUGGUUGAAUAUUUGGUUGGCUAUUGACUCCGAUAGGGUUCAAAUAAUUUAAACUAAAGGUUAAAAGAAACAAAUAAUGGUUAAAUUGUAAUAAAUUAAUAUGCUCAAGAGAUAUUAGUUUCAAGUGUAUUUAAUACUUAUUACAUUACAUUUAAGUUUAUAAGUGUUUGUAAAUACAAUAUCUGCUAUAAUU
Messenger RNA from Nymphalis io (European peacock), 929 nucleotides. RefSeq lists its product as uncharacterized. The coding region runs from base 85 to 696 and encodes 203 amino acids. The record is from RefSeq and is a predicted model, not a curated record. The transcript is spliced from 4 exons. Lineage: Eukaryota; Metazoa; Arthropoda; Insecta; Lepidoptera; Nymphalidae. Gene Ontology annotation, molecular function: protein binding.